GGUUGCAGCGGUGAAGUCACAGUGAUGUCAUUUUAGGAUGUGAGAGUCGCGCAAGGUGAGCUGGUUUUGCGGUGAGUGGUGUCCCCUCCACGGCCAGCGUUGCCUGUACAGAGGCGCGGAGCGGCGAAAGAUGAUCAUCGCCACCGGCACCAAUUCAAGCUCCGACGCGCUCUGUCCCUCUCCUCCUGCUCAGAUCCCGGGCUAUGGGGCCUUGAUCUGCCUUUAUCCCAAAAUAAGCCUUUACCACCACCAUGCCAAAGGACAAAAAAUCAGAAGAGUUGUAUUUUUAGGGCAGGUAACUUUGACCACGUGCCCCAAAGGUAAACUGGAUGGCCAUUGCGCAAAGGUGCCUCUACAGUAUGUCCAGCGGGGCCAGGACGCACUGGACGCUGCCAGCAGUUAUUGUACUGUGGACUUCUCUCUGGGGGAUCGUUUCAUCCUAUCCGAUUCCGAGCAGGACUAAUGCGACUUUAAUGGAAAAGAAGUGGGAGACCCUCUUCUCCCGCUCCUACCUGGGUAUAGCCGGGGGGAAAUCGGAGCUGAACUGGGAGAGCGACUAUUUGCAGGGCAUCAAAAGAGUGCGACGACUGUACUGCAACGUGGGCAUUGGGUUUCACCUGCAGGUGCUCCCGGACGGCAGGAUAAGCGGUGUACACAAUGAGAACCAAUACAGUGAGAGUCUUCGUGGAUGAGUGCAAGUUCAAGGAGACUUUGCUGCCCAACAACUACAACGCCUAUGAGUCUUUUGUUUACAAGGGCUUCUAUAUCGCCCUCAGCAAGCAUGGCCGCGUAAAGAGAGGCAACAAGGCCACCACCGCCAUGACCGUUACACAUUUCCUCCCGCGGCUAUGAGAGAAACUGUCAAUAACUCAGUACUUUGCACAUGUGGAUGUUCUUCCAGGUAACAUAGAAACACAUAGUCAUGAUGAUAUACACACCGAUGGACUGCGAAAGAAAACACAAAUAUUUAUUCUGUUUAUAUAUAUGUAUAUUUGGAUAGCUAUCUUUGUAUAUGUACUGUGCUGCUUAUUGUUUUUAUGGACGGGGAGAGUUGAAGCCUUUGCCUGUCUCACUUUACCUUGGUGCUUGCUGUAACUGAACUACGUGUCACUUCCUUUUUUGAGAUGGAUGAUGAGCUAUAUCCUGUGCUUUUAAAGAGUGAAAUGAAUACUUUUUAUUACCUCAAAGAACCACUUUACUAGAUUAAGGGAUGCAUGGACUUCUGCUCAAAUAUCUGCUAAGUUUAUCAUUUCUUUCAAACCUUUGAGCGCUUGACGGCUCCCUGCUCGAUUAUGGAUGUCCGGCAGUGGGGGAAACUUAAAUGCACUACCUUUGCUGCACGAUUUAAAGGUGCCUUGGUGUUCCCACUUGUGGCCCCCUUAAACUUGCAUGUAAGAGACACCCGCUGGAGUCAGAAAUAGGGCUGACACUCCGGAGAGGGCCUCAGAGAGGGGGGGGUUGACUAUCUCUGGUUUAUUUUCUUUUCUGUAAUUAGAUCGAUUAAGUAAUAUACAAUCUGUGGUCGAGACCAGAGAGCGGUCAGCCAUAGAGACUGGCGCGAGGCCAUUGGUUUGACUCUGUGGCAUCGCCAGCAAAUAAACAGGGUGGAAUACUAAUCUAUCCGAGCAUGGAGAACAUUCUGGUUUGGACCUGGCUUGCGUCUGCACAAGAAUAGACUGAACGGAUAGAUAGCAAGCACACAGUAGAAAUGUACCUGCACAUUGUCUUGGACAGAGCUCCUGCAGUAAAGCGGGUUGCUGUUUCUGAAUCGCAAAGCUUUAGCUGCUGCUGAAAAUGAUGUCUACUGUCCAUGAAAAACCAAUGAAUAACGAUGUAUAUAGUUGCAAAUGUAAAAGAAGAAUUCAGGAGCUUUUUACGCUGCUUUGUCGCAGUUGCCAGAACGAGGCAAAAAGAGUUCAGGUUGCACAGUUAACCAUCAAUGAUGGUGCCUAAAUGUUUUGGUAAGAAUCGUUCCCACAUGUUGGUCUCUUAAUUUAUCUUUGUGCGCUUGGUGGAGUAUGCGCGUGUCCUGGGCCAUUUCACCCCCUAGUCUGUGUGCUCUGCAGCAGCACUGCAGUGGCAGCGAGGUGUUGGGAGCUGGAGGCAGAUAGUUUCGAAUGUAAUUAUGGAUGAGGCAGUCGUGUCCCCAUGAAGGACUGAAGGACAGUGCAGUUGGAUGCACGCUAUAAGAAAUGCCGUCACUUCUGUUGAUUUGUAUCCGUAUUUUAUACAUUUGAGACAUGGGCAUGAAGGGAGCACCUUGUUAAUAUAUAAUAGGGUAUUCAGUUUGUUUACAAAGCUGAAGCUGUACACUUAUUGAUAUUGUGUGAACCAAUAUAUAGUCAAUAUCUUGUUACAUAUUCCAAGGAUGCUUUUCUUGCUUCCCCUAGUUUCUGAGAAUCUUACAGCGUGCAUCUACUUGUGUAGCUUCAGCAGCUGUUUACUUGACAACCUGAAUCUUGCUCCGCCAUCAGCCUCCAUUCGGUCUUGCAUUUAGAGAGGAAGCAGGACUAUUUAAAUCCAGGAAAGAUGUAUGCGAGGGAGCCGGCCCGCUGUCUUUGUUGUUUGUCAGACCCCCUGCAGGAAUGUGGAUCUGCCAGGAUGACAGGCAGCCUCCCACAUACCCCUGAGCUCUGUCACCCCCAACCACCCACCUCUGCCUGUCCCUUACCCCCCUUACCCGCUGCAGGCAGGGACCUUGGGAUUCCAGCUGUAACCCAGGAGCUUCCUCCUCUCCUUUCAGCCUUUUUUAGUUCAAGGUCAGAGUCACGGACCAGCCUUGGCCCCAACCCCAGUGGCCGGGGUGGUCGGCUAUAUGGGUCAUACUGUUUCCAUGAAAUUGGAAUUUAAAGUGUCUUUUUGACACAGGAAACACUAUUUUAUGCCCGAGAGUUGCUCUCCAACUGACUGGUAGCUAUCAUAGUUCCCUGCUUCACAAUCUGCAAUAGUUAUUUUUGAAAACAAUCCCACUUCCCUAUUCCGAAUUUAGAGCCCCACCUUUUUAAAAUGCAGCUCCACAACACGCCGUCCCCUCCCCUUUCCAAGUACUUGUGUUGGGAUAUUUCUGGGGAGGGGACAUCUGCAGAGUUAAUGCAGUGUGUGAGGAGCAGAGUCACGCAGAGCCUCACCUCUCCUGCUGCACUCCAGCCCUGCAGGACGGCAACCUCAGCCAUCCUCAGGACGUGCCCUCUACUGCUGUUGCUGCUACUGCUGCUGCUCGGCACUGCCCCGAACCCCCACACAUCUUCUACCACAUACUGACACAGUAUCACCUGCUGCUCAACUGUCUAUGACACACAGAUUGAUUCAUAACAGUAUUUUACUCACAGUUAAAUAUCUCACUUUUUUUUUUUUUUUUUCCAAGGACUUAUUUUUUAUGCCGAGGUGCAACACAGCAGAGCCAAUGUAUCGGGAGCUUAGCUUAAAAAGACUUGUUGCUGUUGUAGAUGAGGCUGCAUGAAAUACCACUGAUGUACAUUUCUUGUUGGGAGUAAAUCGUAGCAUACAAAAUCCACAGUUUCAGCAUUUUCGGCUGAGGAAGGCAUGGAAGUGAACUUUGCGCAUGCACAGCAAUGAGCACUUCUCAUGCUCGCCUCAGCAGUCAAGAUGUGUGAAGUCUCUAGCAGCACCUUAUUAACAACAUCUUGAUUAUAAGCUAGUCUAAAGAAGGGAGUUUUUUCACAUUUUUUCUGUCAAGAAAUAGAGCUGGAUCCCUAAAAGAGUAAAGGUCUGUGUCUAAAACAAAAAGCUCACCUUUCAGCUUUGACCAAAAAAUUUUAUCCAGAGUUAUCUGUCGUCUCUUUUCUUUCCACAGCAUAUCAUAGAUCAAAUUUAAAUUAAUUUUAAGGUGAGGAAUAUCUUUUUUUAACAUAAUGUUUAAUGUACUACUAGCAUGCCUGAGCCCCAAGCUUAAUUAGGGGUGUGUGCUUCAUGUGUUUUUUGUUUUUAACUCCUGCUCUAAAAGGGAGUGAGCCUCCACUCUAUUCCUCUCAUCUCUGUUCUCAUAUACCUCACCCUCUGCCUUAGUUUUGGUUUGCUGAUGACUGUAAAUUAAGACGAAACAAACUUCAGUUAUUUGUUUCGGAAAAACAGACAAUGCUAAGUAAGGAUAUUAAAGUUUUUUCCUUUUAUUUUUGUACGUAUGUGCUGUGCACAGCAGUCUACUGUAUUCCUGAGAUAACAAUAAAAGUUUUUUUUUUAACUGGU
Messenger RNA from Morone saxatilis (striped sea-bass), 4206 nucleotides. Its product is annotated as fibroblast growth factor 6-like. Gene Ontology annotation, biological process: positive regulation of cell population proliferation; positive regulation of protein phosphorylation; positive regulation of gene expression. Gene Ontology annotation, cellular component: cytoplasm. The record is from RefSeq and is a predicted model, not a curated record. Lineage: Eukaryota; Metazoa; Chordata; Actinopteri; Moronidae. Gene Ontology annotation, molecular function: growth factor activity; fibroblast growth factor receptor binding.